Molecule: messenger RNA, 2504 nt
Organism: Zingiber officinale
Lineage: Eukaryota; Viridiplantae; Streptophyta; Magnoliopsida; Zingiberales; Zingiberaceae
Exons: 5
Coding region: 23-2209 (728 amino acids)
Source: RefSeq, a predicted model, not a curated record
UUCAGCCGUCGAACCCUAAUCCAUGGCGAAGAGUAAAAGGCAAACGCGACCUGCUCCCCCGGCUCAAGGCGUCUUCACUCGAAGCCGAGCGGAGAUCUUUGUCCGCCGUACUCGAUCCGGCCUUGUCCGCACCGAACUCGAUCGGAGAUCUGCGCUGCGCCCGCUUGAUCGCUCCUCGGCUGCAUAUGACGCGGAUUCUAGCGCCUUCAUCAAGGAUCUUCGGGCUAGGAGAAUUUUCUCCCCUGCAUCCAUCUCCGUUGAGGUAUCGCCCCAGAAGACUGACGUCAUCGUGCCUAUAUGUCGGGAGAAAUUGAAGGAUGAUGAUGGGGAAGAGGGCGAAAUUCGUCAGAGAGGUGGCGUAGUUGAGGAGAUGCCGGGCAAACCUGACGUCCCUAUGGAGGAACCAAUGGAGGAAGCUGUGAAGGCGGUGGGACAACCUGAUGUGUCUGAGCAAGAACGGAUCCAGGAGGCGGUUGAGCAGAAAGAUGCACCCGAGGAGGAAUCCAUCCAGAAAACGCCGCUGGACGAUCAGAAUUGCAUGGAAGUCGAAGCCAUGGAUGAAAGCAGGCUUGAUGUGCUUGUGGAGGAGCUAAUCUUGAAAGCUGAGAAGGGGGUGGAGCAACCAGAUGUGCCUGAGGUGGAUCUGAUUCAGUGUUCUCCACCGGAUAACCAAAAUAUCAUGGAACUCGAAACUGUGCUAGAGAACAAGGCUGAUGGAAAUUUGGAUCUGGAUCUUCUUCCUAAAACCAUACCUGAUGUGCCAGAGGAGAAUAUGUUCCAAAAAACUCCGCCGGAUCCCCAAAAUUCUAUGGAAAACAAUACUUUGAACAGGAACCGAAUAACAGAUGUACCACAGGCCGGCUAUGGUGGAAAGCUUGAAUCAGCCCAUCAUACUAAAAGCAGACCUUUUUCCUGUUCAAAGCUGGUCCGCAAUCCAAGUUCUUUCAGUUACAGAAGGCUGCUGCCCUUCCUUAUGAAUCUUGCAAAUGACAAUUUAGAUGUCAAAGAAGUCGUUUCUUGCAAGAAUUAUCCAAUGAAAGAAGAUAAUUUUAUGGAAGAUCGGAAGUCAGUGCAGAAUGGCCAGCUUUUGGUCGCGGGCUUAAAAUGUUCUAUUCCACUGGAACCAAAUGAAACUUCAUAUAAAAUGAAAAACAAAAUAAGUGCAAGCCCUGAAAAGCUUCCGGAAACAAAUGCUAGUCCUGAAGAGAUUUCUCAAAGAAAUGAUAGACCUGAAAACAUUGCUGAAACAAAUGCAUGUCCUGAAGGAAUUCAAGAAACAAAUGCUAGACCUGACAAGAUUGCUGAAAUAAAUGCAAGCCUCGAGAAGAUAACUGAGACAAAUGUAAAUCCUGAAGAAAGUCUUCAAAGAAAUGCUAGACAUGAAAAGCUCGCUGAAACAAAUGCAAGCCCUGAGGCAAUUGCUGAAACAAGUGCAAGUUCCUUACUCAUUCCUUUGGAUGGGGUUCUUAAUGGAUUUGGGGUACCAAGAAUCAACUUGGUUGAUCAAAGGCGAAUGAACGAUAAUGAGGUUAAAUUUGAAUCUUUGGUUAAUAAUUCCAUUGUUGAAUCGAAGCUUCAGUGCUCUCCAUCUUGUUCCCCCCCUGCUGUUCAUGAAGCAUUAUCUAAAGAAUUUGCUGGUAAUAUGCAAGCUCUAUCAUGCUUGCCAAGAAAACCUAAGUUUGACCAAAGUAUGCUGGGUCAUGUGUUACAGAUUGAUAGGAAGUCUCGUCCAGGGAUGCUUCCAUGGGGAUUCCCUCAUUCCUUAGAAAGGCAUGAACUUGCUCCUAGGAAGGGGAUUAUGAAAAAACACACGAGAGGCUGCAAGGGCAUUUGCUUAUGUUUGGAUUGUGUUUCAUUUAGGAUUCAUUCAGACAGAGCAUUUGACUUCUCUAGAAAACAAAUGGAACAGGCAGAUGAGAUAAUAUUAGGUCUAAUAAAGGAAUUAACAGGACUCAGAAAUCUAGUUGAGAGGUCUGUUGGUGCUGGGACAAGUGUGCUUCUUCAACUCAAUCAGGAGCUACUGCAAGGAGCCUGUUUGAGGGCCUUAAGAGCAGAAGAGACAGCGAAGAAACGUUGCAAGCAAAUGUUUGACGACCUAAGAGGUCACUGCCGAAUUCCUGGUCCAAGGGUGACAUUUGCUGAAAGUGUUGAAGAAAGGAUACUUCCUCAAGAGAAGCACGAACUAGAGAUAUGGGAGAGGUCAAGUUAAGGUUUUGCUCUUUCUAGUUUAUUCAAGGUUUUUCUGGAUUCUGUAAUUAAUUAUAUUUACGUUUGAUUUAAUAUAUCGAGGGGUCAGCAUCUUCUCUCAAUUGAGAAAAGCAUAGUCGAUCCAAAAUUCGUUGGUUCGGUCAUCUUCCUAUUCCGGUAGUCUUCUAGGAAGAUGGUGUAGUUCCUACUGAAGUACGGUUUCUAGCAACAUUGGGCUGUUGUUUCUUCAGAUUUUGUAGGAUAGAUGAUUCUGUAUUGUAUAACUCAUCUUCAUUUAGUUAUCAUCUGCUUUGACU